GCCGCGCCGCCGCCCCGCCGCGCCGCCCCGCGCCCAGCCCGAUGCCCGGCGGCGGGCGGAGGUGAAGCAGCGAGCGGGCGCUGGAUCCUCCCGGCCGCGGCCCCCGGGGCCCCGGGCACGGAACAAAGGGCCAUGGCCGAGGGGGCCCCCGCUCAGGCGCCGGAGCCGGUGCGGCCGCCGCGCUGCCCCUCGCCCCUCCGGCCAGCGGCCGGCCCCGAGCGCACCUCGGAGCGGGAGACGCAGACGGCAGAGCUGUCCCUGACCGUGGUGGCGGCCGUGCAGGCGGUGGAGCGGAAGGUGGAUUCCCACUCCACCCGCCUGCUCGACCUGGAGGGUCGGACGGGGAUGGCGGAGAAGAAGCUGAUCGACUGUGAGAAGACGGCGGCGGAGCUGGGGAACCAGCUGGAGAGCAAGUGCGCGGCGCUGGGCACCCUCAUCCAGGAGUACGGGCUGCUCCAGCGGCGCCUGGAGAACAUGGAGAACCUCCUGAAGAACAGGAACUUCUGGAUCCUACGGCUGCCCCCAGGCAGGAAGGGGGAAGUCCCCAAGGUGCCGGUGACCUUUGAUGACGUGUCCGUCUAUUUCAAUGACAAGGAAUGGGAGAAGCUGGAGGAGUGGCAGAAGGAGCUGUACAAGAAUGUGAUGAAGGGGAACUACGAGUCUCUGAUCUCCCUGGACUAUGCAAUUUCCAAACCUGGUGUUUUGUCUCAGAUCGAGCAAGGGGAGGAAUCACGGGGCAGGAAUGAGCAGGACCUGGAGGAGAGUGAGAUCAUUACUGAUGCCACGGCAGCUGGAAUAAGGGUUGUGAUCAAAACGGAGGAGCUCCUUCCUGAAGACAGCCCUGAGAACCCCGAGCUGCACGGGAUGUCGGGGCAGUCCGAGGGCAGCUUCCAGAGCCCGGAUGAGGAGGCAGCUUGUGAGAGCCCCUACGGCUCCGUGUCCCCACCCAGGGACCUCCCGGGCACCAGCCUGGGGGACUCAUCUGAGUAUGGAGCCGACUUCAACGAGAUCCAGAGGGUCAUCGUUCACCACGGGAGCUGCACAGAGGAUGGGAUUGUGAUCAAGACGGAGGAAGAGGAGGAGGAGGAGGAUGACCCCGACACGCUGGAGCCGUGUGCCAUGUUCUCGGGCCGGAGCGAGCCGCCGGCGUUCCCCAGCCACGAGGCCGGGCUGGGCUGCGAGGCGCAGUGCAGCUCCAAGGCGCAGCCCCGCAGCCUGGCCGCCCGCGUCAGGAAACCGUCGGCCUGCGAGAGGGACUCCGGGGACAUGAAGCCGGCCAGCGGCCAGCAGCGGAACCGGACGCGGGAGAGACCCUACAUCUGCCCCGAGUGCGGGAAGAGCUUCAUGCUCAAGAUCAACUUCAUGAUCCACCAGCGCAACCACCUCAAGGAAGGGCCCUACGAGUGCCACGAGUGCGACCUCAGCUUCCGCAACAAGCAGCAGUUCCUGCUGCACCAGCGCAGCCACACGCGCCGCGGCGUGGGGGUCCCGCGGCGCCCCGAGCACGGCCUCAAGCCCCCGGCGCGGCCCCCGCCCCCGGGGAAGCCCUACAAGUGCUCCGAGUGCGAGAGCAGCUUCAGCCACAAGUCGAGCCUCAGCAAGCACCAGAUCACCCACGUCGGGGAGCGGCCCUUCACCUGCGGCGAGUGCCGGAGGAGCUUCCGCCUGCAGAUCAGCCUGCUCAUGCACCAGAGGAUCCACGCCGGCAAGAACGAGAUGGCCUUCCUGUGCCCCCAGUGCGGCAAGAACUUCACCCGGCCCUCCCACCUGCUGCGGCACCAGCGGACUCACACCGGCGAGCGGCCCUACCAGUGCAGCCAGUGCGAGAAGACCUUCAGCGAGAAGUCCAAGCUCACCAACCAUUACCGCAUCCACACGCGGGAGCGCCCGCACGCCUGCGCCGUCUGCGGGAAGGGUUUCAUCCGCAAGCACCACCUCCUGGAGCACCAGCGCAUCCACACGGGCGAACGGCCCUACCACUGCACCGAGUGCGGCAAGAACUUCACGCAGAAGCAUCACCUCCUGGAGCACCAGCGGGCGCACACCGGCGAGCGGCCCUACCCCUGCACCGAGUGCACCAAGUGCUUCCGCUACAAGCAGUCGCUCAAGUACCACCUGAGGACGCACAUGGGAGAGUGAGGGGCUGCCGAGGCUUCCUCUCCCUCCCUCCCUCCAUCCCUCCCUUCCUACUCGUCCUCCUUCUCCUCCACUGAUCUCUCCCACCCUCCCUCCAUCCAUCCCCCCCCACCCCGGCUCAGGGCAUGGACAUCAAGGAAGCUUUGUGUGGUAGCGCCGCUGGUCUGGUGGAGACUCGGCUGAUUGGAAAUAAAUUAAUGAAUUAAAGCAAGCAACGCGCGGCAAAAUUAAAAGAUUAUAUAUAUAUAAAAUUAACAGAAGCAGCUGAUUUAGGGGGAAUCCUCACCAACAAGCAAACCACCGACAAAAGAAACCUGUACACAGGGUGUUUUGCCAGAGUAGGACUCGUAACUGCUUUUUAAAUCUACUGUUUGGUUUUUUUUAAUAAAUGUGGAGGAACUUUUAUUUGAUAAGCAACCUUAGGAUGGGCAAGAUUUUAUUUUUCGUUUUGGUUUUUUUGUUUGUUUGUUUCUUCUUGGUUGUUUUUUUUUUUUUUUGUUAACUGCUCUGUAGGCUGAUUCUGGCACAGUCACUUUUUGUCCAGGAGCUCUGUGGAGGCGCUGCCCGUCCGGGCUGGAUGCGACAGGAGGAGCUCCAGCCGGGGGGAGGUGAGUAAUUAACAGAUGCAGCUGAUGAGGAAGUUCUGCGUGUGUCUAGAUUGGAAACGCUGAUAGGUGCCUGCCCGGCUCGCGGGGCUGUGAUGCACUCCUGAAUUAUACAAUAGAAUAAAAUUCUAGUUGCAGUAAAAGAUCCUUUUUCUGGUAGGACCCCUCCGCAAGGCUCCUCCAAACACUCGUUCCUAGUUCAGUCCUGCCACCGGGGGCAUUGGGGUGCUGUGGGUGUGCCCAUGGGGUGCUGUGGGGUCUCCAGGAACAGAGCAAAGCCUUGUUGUGUUUACCUGCUCUGCUGUCCUUGAGCUGCUGCUGGUGGCAUUGUUCACAUGCUCCUCAAUGGCAGGAGAGGCAGAAUUCCUGCCCAGGCGAGGAGCAGCUCCAGGAUGGCUCCAAGGAAAGACCUCCCCGUCCCUGGGCACCUCCUGCCAGGGUGGGUGGGACAUGAUCCAUCUGUUGGUCUGAGCCCCUGUUUGUACCAGCUCGGUUCCUGGUGAUCCGAGCUGUCACCUGGCUGGGUGAGAUCCAUCCAAAGGGCUGGGCUGGGGCUGGGGUGGUGGCACCAGCUGGGCUGGGGUGGUGGCACCAGCUGAGGCUCCAGUGGUGACACCAGCUGGGUUGGGGUGGUGGCAUCAGCUCCUCAGAGCACACCAGGCUCCAUCCCGGUGCUGUCAGAUCUCGUGUUGGACAGUGGCAUCAAUAAAGAGCGAUGAUGGGAGAAGUUGUUGGGACCUGUUAAUGGCUUUGCAGAACCAGUCCUCAUCCAGGACUUUCCUGGUGUGUGAACCCCUCCUAAGUUGGGAUUUAUGGCCUCUUCUGUGCUAGGAAGUGCCAGAGGGCAGCGCAGCCACGUGGAGCUGCUGAGAGCCGUCAGCUGGUCACCGCUGUGGGUGGGAGCAUUUUGGGGCUGCCAGGACAGGCUCCUGCCAAGGUUCCUGCCUUCCCACUGCUGGGGUUGUGCCUGCAACUCCCUGGAAGAAGUUUGAGGUUUCAGGUCAGGGUGUGAUGUCUGACAGGAGUUGACACUUCCACCUCUGGAAGUUGGCCAGGUUGGACAAGGCUUUGAGCAACCUGAGAUAGUGUUCCUGCCCUUCCAGGGAAGUGGAACAAGAUGAGCUUUGAGGUCCCUUUCCACCCAAACCAUUCUGGGAUUCCAUGAGAAGUGCUGUGGUGGGGCUGAUGUCCUGGCAGGGAGGUGUGGGAGCAAGAGGGGAGGGCCUGGCUGCAGCCCUGUGUCCCUCAGCAUCCCUGCAUCCCCCUCACCAGGACUAAAUACAAUUAUGGAGAAGAAGGAAAUGAAAAGCAGAACUGAUUCUGCUACUCAGCGGCUCAUGUCCGUCACACUGGCAGCGACACAGACCUGGCAGAAUCCUUUUUUCUUCCUAAAAAUAGAUGAAUUCAGCUUUUUAUUGGCAAAAAAGAAGCUGAGGUGCCUGGCUGUCCCCCGCAGUGCCAGGACCUCGGUGUGGCCAGGCUGGCAAUGCCCGUGCUCUGCUCUGUGUCGCUGGGCCCCACACAGCAACUCCUGCCCCUUGUGCUGCUCCUCACCCAGCACACACGGAUCUAACAGCCUCAGUCGCUGGACACUGCCAGGAUUUAACAACAUCCUGGUGACCUUGAGCAGCUCAAAUGUCACCGAUCCGUCUGCAGAGACAGCUCCCGUGCCAGUGGGACAACACGGCCAUCGUAGCCCUGAGUGCAGGUGGCAGUGACUCUGAAAACCACAGUGGUGGCAAUUAAGAGCAUUGUCCCAUGGUGGGACACUUAACUUGACAGCUCCUGUCCUGCAGCUUGGGCUGGUGACACCCAGCCUUCCCUGGCCUGGGGUGCUGGAAGAACUGGACACAGAUGUACCCAGACAGCAGCUCCAGGAACAGGGGAUGAGCAGGAGCCACUGCUGUCCCCACCUGGGUAUGAAUGAGCAGUGUACCCCCGGGCAGCACCCCACAGGCUCCAGAUGAGUGGGGACAUCAGGCUGUCACCCCGGGGUGCUGCAGGGACAGUGGGCAGGGGGCUGGAAGCACGACCUGGGAGCCACCGGGGCAGGGAAGCUGGCAGUGGGGUGGCAGGGAUGCUCAGCAGGGCACGGCCAUGGCAGUCACUGCCUGCAGAGGGAUUCGUUCGACUGCUUUGUGGUGCCCCCGAAAACACUCCUUGGGCCCCGGCUGGCAGCACGUGAGGAUGGAGGAGGAGCAGAACAGACGGCUGAAUACGGGGACUUGGUUUUGGGCACCCAGCACCCUCCGGCACUGAGCCCACGGCAGCAGCACAGAAGGGACAAUCUGGAGCCGCAGCAGGCAGAGAAACACGAGGCAGCUCGAGGGGCUCUGCUUCCUUAAGCGCUGCUGCUGCUGCUGCUGCUGCUGCUCUCCGGGUGUUUUGGAGCUGGGGUGAGAGUGAAGGAGACGCUGGGAGAGGCAGCCAUGCGGUGCGGGGAUGGAGGCUGGAGCCUUCCUGCCCGGGAGCAGCCGGGGCUUGGGGGGAUUUCAGGCGAGCGGGCCGGGGCCGGCAGCGCAGGGCGGCAGCACGGGAUUACCCUCGGCUCCCGCACGGCGCAGCUGCCGCCCCGACACAAUCCCUUAAAACUGCAUUAACCACUGCAUUAACCCAGCCCGGGUGGCCGGGGAGCGGCUCCGGCGAGAGCCAGGCCCCGGGAAGGAUCCCAGUGCAAGGCCUGGGGAAGGGAUUCCCGACCCGCCGCCAGGGCCGAGCCAGGGCGAAGCUCCCGGACGCGUUCCAGGUUAUUAAUGACUGAAUUAAUUUAAGCCGAGCAUCCGCGGGCGCUGGCAGCACCGUGCCCCGGGGGAAGGCUGGGAUGAAGGCUCGCACCCUCUCCCCAGCCCUCCCCUGCUGCUGCAUCGCCGCUCGCGUGGGCUGCCCACGGGCACGCCUGUGCAGCCACGGGCACACACAGCGAGCCCCGAGCCCCUGUCCCACCUCGGGGUUUUCCUUCUCCUUCCUCCCCUGCUUGCACACACGGACACGCGUGUGUGUGUUCUGAGAUCCAGGCACAGGAAUAUGCACAGGGAGAGACGGGGUCGCUCCCACGCGUACACACACACCCCCAGAGGCACACACACACACGUGUGUGAUGUGUGACACGGAUGUACCCUGGCGCACACACACGUGUGUGUAAUAACACGGAUAUGCACACUCACACUCUUACACACCCAGCAGCGCC
Molecule: messenger RNA, 5928 nt
Organism: Poecile atricapillus (Black-capped chickadee)
Lineage: Eukaryota; Metazoa; Chordata; Aves; Passeriformes; Paridae
Product: zinc finger protein 777-like
Exons: 6
Coding region: 133-2139 (668 amino acids)
Biological process (GO): regulation of transcription by RNA polymerase II
Molecular function (GO): RNA polymerase II cis-regulatory region sequence-specific DNA binding; DNA-binding transcription factor activity
Source: RefSeq, a predicted model, not a curated record